Molecule: messenger RNA, 1265 nt
Organism: Chara braunii
Lineage: Eukaryota; Viridiplantae; Streptophyta; Charophyceae; Charales; Characeae
Source: the annotation of a GenBank genome assembly
CGAUAUCACACUGAAGACAGAGGAUGGAAGGCACCAAAGGCGACGGUCCUGCAGGAACCAGGGAAGGUACACUCCGCCAGCAAUGAGGACCGCUGCUAACUUGCAAGGGGAAGGGAACGAAAAGCUACGAUGGAAGAUCCAGGCAGGCACGCCCCUUCAACGCAACAGAGACAAACGCAGGUUGUCGAGGAUCGUGUGCGCGCUUCUGUAGGGAGGUGUUAUGAUGAAGGCAUAUGCCCGGAUGGACUCCAGCUGGGGGAAGUUGUAGAGGAUGAACAGGGGAGGCGCUUUGUGGUGUAUGAGGAUGUAGACAACAUUAAGGAAGGCUGGUUGAAAGAGCGUACGGUCAUCACAGUCUUUCAAGAAGAGGCAAGGCACCUAUCAGGACAGAUCAAAGAGGACUUGAUCAGAGCAGAUGAGGACGGCUGGAUGUCUCAGAAGAUCUUCAACCCUGAGAUGGGCAGGGGUCGAAUCCGCUUUGAAGGACAAAAUGUGGUUUCCUUUGUGGCAAAGGCGAAGGAAGUGGCAGAUUGGCUGUUGAGGAAAAAAGAAGCGAGGCUGGAGUUAGGACCAAAAGAGUACCUGAGAACCUUUAAGCCGUGGAUACCAAGGCAGGAACUUUGGGAACUCAGACUGCAGGAGGCGGAAACGAACUUCUGGAUAAUUGCGCCGAGAAUCCAGUUAGACGCGUACUAUUACUUGCACGGCGUUGUCAGUAGUAUGUUUGGGGAGGUGGUAGAAAUGCACCCCCCAGAAUACGGCCGGACGAGGCCAAAACUGAUGAACGUAAAACUGGAUCUGCGCCCAGAAGCCAGAUUUCAGGUAGACAAUGAGCUAAUCAUUGAAUCACCGAAAGUUGAAAGAUGGAAAGUGGAGAUAGUCACCCCCUACACCGAUUGGUGUAGGAAAUGCAGGUGGUAUUUCCACAUAGAGGAGAACUGUCCAAGGAACAGACAUAAUGCAGAAAGGAGGAACGAAAGAGGUACAAGAACGGGCGGUCAUCAAGAACGGUUUCGGCAGAAGUUGAGGAACAGAGAACAGCCAGCAGGAGGCGAAGUGACGGCAGUUGGGUCUCGAGGUCCUAGGCAGAAAGGAGUGUCAGGGUCGCAGGACGUGAGGAGGUCUAACGGGAAUGCAACACAGAGGGCACAAGGUCAGGAACUUACGACCUGAACACAGAGUCACACGAGUCGUCUUGCCAACCCGGUCUCCCCACGCAUUGUAUAUCCUCAGGCCAGAUUGGAGGUUAACGGAAGACCAGGCUC